GUAACUACUCGCAGACUGAUGAGCUAGCUACUGUUAUACUUUUCCUGGUCAAUACUCCUUCUGUUGUCUCUCGCCGAUAUCCUUUUUCCGGCCGUCGCUUCUCCGUCGUCACACACGUAGGUAUCUCUAACUCAAUGUCAAUCCCUUUAAUAUCUCGAUUAAUCUCAUUUUCAAUCAGGCCCAAAACCCCUGCUUUUUCAUUCACAUCAUUUGCACCCACAAGCCCACUUGAAAAUUGUUGGACACAUUUACAGAAAAAUGAUCCAAAUAUUGAAAAAACUUUAACAAGAAUUGUGGGGUCUAAUUUAAAUGCAUCAUGUGUUAAGGAGUUAAUAAAAAGAUGCAGUCUUGGAAGUAAAUAUUAUGUAUCUGGGCUUAGGUUUUUUGUGUGGGCUGGAAUUCAAGGUGGUGGUGGUGGGUAUAAACAUAGUUCAUAUAUGUAUAAUAUUGCUUGUAAACAUUUCAAGAUUCAUAAAAAUCCUAACUUGAUUAAGGAAGUAGUCGAGGCGUAUCGUGUCGAUAAGUGUGUUGUGAGUGUGAAAAGUUUCAAGAUUGUUUUGAGUUUAUGUAAGGAGGCUAAGAUUGGGGAUGAGGGGUUGUGGGUGUUUAGAAAAAUGAGUGAUUUUGGUUGUAGGCCGGAUACUACGGCGUAUAAUGUGGUGAUUAGGCUGUUAUGUGAGACGGGUCGGGUUGAUGAAGGGUUGAAGUUGAUGGAGGAGAUGAAGGUGGUUGGUUGUUAUCCGGAUAUGGUGACGUUUGUUACGUUGGUUAAAGGGUUUUGUGAUUUGGGUAAGGUAGAAGAUGCUUAUAGGUUGUUUGAGGUUAUGGAUGGACAAGGGUGUUUAGCGAAUGUUGUUGCGUAUUCGGCUUUGCUUGAUGGGUAUUGUCGGGUUGGGAAUUUGGAAAAAGGUUUGGACUUAUUGAAAGAAAUGGAAAACAAAGGUGGGGCAUGUGCACCGACUGUUGUUACAUAUACUACUAUGAUUCAUGGUUUUUGUGAAAAGGGUAGAACGAAUGAGGCAUUGACUAUUUUGGAUCGUAUGGAGCUGUGUGGCUGUGCACCAAAUAGGGUUACGAUUAGUACCUUGAUUGAUGGUCUUUGUAAGGAGGAGCAAGUUGAGGAAGCGUAUAAGUUGGUUGAUAGAUUUUUUGCUAAAGAGAGUGUUUCUAAAAGUGAGUGUUAUAGCUCUCUUGUGGUGACAUUAAUGAGGGUUGGAAAGUUUGGAGAGGCUGAGAAAGUAUUCAGAAGAAUGUUGGUGAGUGGUUUGAAGCCGGAUGGAGCGUCUUGUAGCGAGUUGUUAAAGAGGUUGUGUUUAAAAGAACAACGGGUACUAGAUGCUUUCACGUUGCUUACUGAAAUUGAGAAAUUAGGAUUUGUAACUUCUAUUGAUUCGGAAAUUUGUUCUAUUAUGAUGAAAGGACUUUGGACUAAGAAGCAUUCAUUGGAAGCUUCCAAGCUUGCUAUGUUGAUGGCUCAGAACAAGAUCCUACUUAAACCUUCUUAUGUGUAGAGUGUGGCUGAGUAGCAUAAGAAUGCUGGGAAAAUGGAACUAACUUCUCAUUUUUAUAAGGUGAUUGGUUGUUAAAUGCGGGUGGAUGGCACUUCUCUUUGUAUGCUGCUGGAUCGUCUUGGACUAUUGUUCACUGGUGAGACUCUCUACAGAGAGCUGUUGCAGAGUCAACUCGAAAGCCUCUCAUUCAAGAAAUGAAGAUAUUGCCAGUUAGAGGCAUGUGCAGUGUGCCUGUUCAAGCAAGCUAGUUAUGCACUUCUGCUACAUUUUCAAAACUCAAGGUAAUUGGGUUGGGUAAUCGGUCAGGAUAGGUUCAGGUAAUAAAGGGUCAUUUUUGUAUCGGUAGGUCAAAACAGCUGGGCCUGGUUGACCUGAAAUCUUAUGAAUCAAUUUUGUAGGGUUAGAAACACUUAUUGUAAAUAUGUACUUUGUCACUUCUGAAUUAUGAUUGAAAGAGUUACCUUAUUUUAUCAA
Erigeron canadensis is the source of this 1985-nucleotide messenger RNA. Its product is annotated as pentatricopeptide repeat-containing protein At5g47360-like. Gene Ontology annotation, molecular function: protein binding. Bases 135 to 1511 code for a protein of 458 amino acids. The transcript has a single exon. Lineage: Eukaryota; Viridiplantae; Streptophyta; Magnoliopsida; Asterales; Asteraceae. The record is from RefSeq and is a predicted model, not a curated record.